CAGUGCGUUAUAUGCUGUGCGCCACUCUGUUGUCCGCUACAGUGUUUCCAUCAGCCUGCUCCACCACCCUGAACUCAGCACGGACAGCCUGCCAUUAGCGACACAAACCGCUUGUUAUCGGUAGAUUGGUCCCAAUCGUCAUCAGAAAUGGAAGCGGAAUCCUCCACCAGUCAGUGCAGAUACAGUUACGAAGAGUAUAAGGAAACAGCAGACUGGUUGCUGGCCCAAACAAAGCAGCGUCCUAAAGUAGCCAUCAUCUGUGGUUCAGGCCUGGGCGGACUGGCUGACCUCUUGGGUGACAAGACUGUGUUCCCUUAUAAGGAAAUCCCACGUUUUCCCACCAGCACUGUGCCGGGCCAUGCCGGACAGCUGGUGUUCGGGAGCCUGCAGGGCCGUGACUGUGUCUGCAUGCAGGGGAGAUUCCACUUUUACGAGGGUUACAACAUCCACACGGUGACGUACCCGGUGCGAGUCUUCUACCUCCUGGGCGUGGAGACUGUGAUCGUGACAAACGCUGCGGGAGGACUUAAUGGCAGCUACAACGUGGGUGACAUCAUGCUCAUUAAGGAUCACAUUAACAUGCCCGGCUUUGCGGGGCAAAACCCGCUGUGUGGACCCAAUGACAUCAGGUUUGGAGAGCGCUUCCCUUGCAUGUCGGACGCGUAUGACCGUGAUCUGAGGACUCUGGCCAGGCAGACAGCAGAAGAGCAGGACUGCGGCGGCUUCCUGCAGGAAGGGGUUUACUGCAUGCUGGCUGGACCGUCAUACGAGACCAUUGCAGAGUGCAAACUCCUGCAGAUGCUGGGGGCUGACUGUGUGGGUAUGAGCACUGUUCCAGAGGUGGUGGUGGCUCGUCACUGUGGCUUGCGUGUCUUGGGUUUGUCCCUUGUCACCAAUAAGGUCGUGACAGACUACAACAGCGCUGAGAAGGCCAACCACGAGGAGGUGCUGAGGACCACCCAGCGAAGAACCCAGGACCUGGAGAGGCUCGUGAGCCAUCUCAUCGGCAAGAUCUAGUACCUUCAUCUGAUAUAUGCAGGCAAAACACGUGUAUAGACUUAUAAUGAAGUCGUUAGCGUUGAACAAAGGGAGGGGGACGUGGUUUUUUGUGGCUAAUUUGUCACGUAUUUUUGUAUUGCAUUGGUAUGGAGCGAAGCAAACAAAUAUUUAGAAUGUCAAUAUGAUAUAAGGAUAUGAUAGCUUGAAAAGUCCACAGUAUUUGAUGGAUGUUGGCAAUAUUAAAUGUGUCUUUUGCUAUUCAGUGCUUCACAGCAAGAUGUUUAUACCCCUGGAUCCAGUCCUUAUGAAUCACUUUGAUGGAGACAGUUUGCUCAAAUUGUUUCUCAGAGGUGUUGUAUCUACAAAUUGAAAGAAAAAUAAAUAGCAAAUUUUCCAUUGAUUUGAAAGUUUAGUGUUGGUUUUUAUUGGUUUGAAUUUUUCGUGUAGCACUGUGACAUCCUGAAAAAUAAUUCAGUUUGAAAAACCUACUAUUAAAUGGCGAAAUGUGAGUUAAUGCACUGCUCCUAACAUCAACUAUAACAUUUGAAUUCCAUUUAACUUCUAUUUUCAAGAAUGUAAUGUGAUUUAUUUGUCUUAAGUACUACUUGAAGAAUCCAUUCUUCUUUAUUUUUGCACUUUUCAAUUUAGUAAAACCAAUGGAAAAAUAAACUUGGAAAGCUGGAGAAAUCAAAUGAUAUCUAUUUUUAGAAGAAAAAUAAUUAUUUCAUCAAGUUUAUAUAUAUUAUAAUGCAAUAAACUCAAAACAAAGAAGUAACGUUUGGGAAGCAGUGCCUUAAAAGGUGACAGGCGGAAAUAGCCUUUGUGGGCUUGUGGUUUGAAGCAGGCACCUUUAUAUAUAUAUUGAGAACUGAAAUUUUGAUUUUUUAUUUGUGUAUCCACAUUCUGUGGUGGCUACUUGUUAUUAUUGUGCACCGCUCUCUAGAUCAUAUCCUCAUAUAUCCCAGAUCAUGGAACAGUUAAUGUGAUAUGAGCACACCGUGGCUGUUGUGCAACUCCACCAGUGUGUAUUUCUAUCCAGCGUUUGUGUUGCUGGGUUGUUGUCCCAACAAUGUAACGGAUGGGAGACAGUUCUGUGAUCAGUUUAUGCUGCUCCCAAUAAUAAAUAGUAAUAACUUUUACAUUUGAAUGUCAUGUCAUGCAAGUAUGAUCUCCGGCUCGCAGCCUGUUCUUAUGAAGUCUCAACAUGUCUUUAGUUUUAUUUCGCCUUGUUGAAGAUGUUCCUUUAAAACCCUACAUUGUUCACCAUUGUGUAUAUUAUAUGAAUACACACUAUAUGUCUUGUUUGCAUUUAGCAACAGUAUAUUACUCCAAGCAAGCAAAAGAUGUUUUCACUGCUCUUAUGCGUUGGCCAUGUUGGUGCUUGAAUAGUUUAUAAAUGUCAUAAACAAAUCGUAGUGACUUUAUUUGCUGAUUGAAUCAGAUAUGAAGCUAUUUUAAAACUAUAAUGUAUUUAUUAAAAACAUGUGGAAAUAGCAUGUCAAUCCAUAUCCCUGAUGGAUGUCCAUUUCCAAUAAGGAGUUUUCUAAUUCUAAUCUAUUCUGAAAGAAUUUUGGAAAUCCAAGGCUAAUUUGGUCAAGCACUACUGAUGUAUGAAUGUUUUUCCUCAGUGGAUUGCAUUUGUAUCUCUAUUAUUUGUACGCUAAGAAACAACGGCACUGUAAUAUCAGGACAGGCUGAAAUAGCCGUGUUCAAUCUUCUCCAUCUGGAACCUCCUGCCAGGUCCCCUCGACCGUCUCAUUCAUUUGGGCUGCAAAGGCCAGAGAAAGCCCAAAUCUACAGUCCAUCCCUACGGCUAUUUGUAUCAGGCUCAACAUCAAGAAGGCUGAUAGGAGUCUUAAAGAGAAAUUCCUCUCAGAGUGAAGCCUGCUAUCAUCAAAAUGUAAAAUUUGAAUUUAAACUGCUGCAUGCAAAAUAAAGUUAUUCACUUUAAGAUACAACUUCCAUGAUCAGUAUUUCCCUUUACAAAUCCAUAUUGCAUUUUCAUUUGCGAUGUUUGUUUUUCAGGUCUCAGGUUAUUCACAAACAAACAUGACGUAAAAAAUAGUCUAUUU
Messenger RNA from Pungitius pungitius (ninespine stickleback), 3071 nucleotides. It is a transcript of the gene pnp6, whose product is annotated as purine nucleoside phosphorylase 6. The transcript has 6 exons. Gene Ontology annotation, cellular component: cytoplasm. Gene Ontology annotation, molecular function: purine-nucleoside phosphorylase activity. Bases 148 to 1017 code for a protein of 289 amino acids. The record is from RefSeq and is a predicted model, not a curated record. Lineage: Eukaryota; Metazoa; Chordata; Actinopteri; Perciformes; Gasterosteidae. Gene Ontology annotation, biological process: nucleoside metabolic process.